This is a messenger RNA of Saccharomyces paradoxus, 861 nucleotides long. RefSeq names its product mitochondrial 37S ribosomal protein uS15m (gene MRPS28). The record is from RefSeq and is a predicted model, not a curated record. Gene Ontology annotation, molecular function: structural constituent of ribosome. Gene Ontology annotation, biological process: translation. Bases 1 to 861 code for a protein of 286 amino acids. Lineage: Eukaryota; Fungi; Ascomycota; Saccharomycetes; Saccharomycetales; Saccharomycetaceae. The transcript has a single exon. Gene Ontology annotation, cellular component: ribosome.
AUGUCAAUCAUUGGAAGGAAUGCUAUUCUGAACCUAAGAAUUUCGCUAUGUCCUCUGCGCAUGGGCAAGAGAUCGUUCGUAUCUUCUCCGAUUAGCCAUAGUGCAAAAGCUGUGAAGUUCUUGAAGGCCCAAAGACGAAAACAGAAAAACGAAGCUAAGCAAGCUGCUUUGAAAGCUUCAACUGAUAAGGUUGACCCAGUUCUGGGUCGUGUGGACACCCCCUUUAUAACCCGUAUUAUGGCAGAGCUAAAAGAACCACUAGUUCUGUCGAAAGGUUAUAAUAUUGAAGAAGUAGACAAGUUUUUUGCAGCUAUCGAAUGUGCUAAACGUGAAAGAGCUGAGUUAUCAGGUUUAAACACAGAAGUUGUGGGUCUCGAAGAGAUAGAAACACCAGAAGAAAGACGUGAAGCUAUCUUGAGAAUAUUGAGCAUGAGGAACUCUGAGAAUAAGAAUGCCAUUAAACUGGCUGUAGAACUUGCACGUAAGGAAUUUGAGAGGUUUCCAGGUGACACUGGUUCCAGUGAAGUCCAAGCAGCUUGCAUGACUGUUCGUAUCCAGAAUAUGGCAAAUCACAUCAAAGAGCAUCGUAAGGAUUUCGCCAACACUAGAAAUUUGAGAAUAUUAGUCCAACAAAGGCAGGCAAUAUUAAGGUAUUUGAAAAGAGAUAAUCCUGAAAAAUACUACUGGACUAUUCAAAAGCUGGGACUGAAUGACGCUGCUAUAACGGAUGAAUUCAAUAUGGAUAGGCGUUAUAUGCAAGACUAUGAAUUUUUUGGUGAUAAAAUAUUGAUAAGAGAUUCUAAAAAGGUGGCAAGCCAAAAGCGUAAGGAGAUAAGAAAACAAAAAAGAGCUACAUUUUAG